Molecule: messenger RNA, 1746 nt
Organism: Naegleria lovaniensis
Lineage: Eukaryota; Heterolobosea; Eutetramitea; Acrasida; Naegleriidae
Exons: 3
Coding region: 1-1746 (581 amino acids)
Biological process (GO): regulation of TOR signaling
Cellular component (GO): KICSTOR complex
Molecular function (GO): protein binding
Source: RefSeq, a predicted model, not a curated record
AUGGUUGUAAAUCAUCACGCUCCAAAACUUUCAUCUCUUUCCAUUCAACCGCAACAUCAUCAGCAAGCCUCAUUGAUAUCCGAUGAAAAAUCAUCAUCAUCAUCACAUCAUGAAUUGAGUAAUGGAAAUAGUAAUGGCUCACUCAGACAAGUGAGUUUUGUAGAUUCUUAUGAUUUAUAUUUCGAACAAAAGUCUAGUAUUUCUCAGAAUGCCAUGUUGUUGGCAGAUAUUAAUGGAGAUGGAUUUAAAGAAUUAAUUGUUGGUAAUACAUUUGGAACGUUGUGUAUUUAUCAAUGCAUCACACACAAACAUCCGAAAUAUAUUUGUCAUAAUUUGGGAACGAUAUCAUUUAUUACCAGCACAGAAACGCUGUGCUCAUGUACCGGUAAAAACAUUCCGAUAUUGCUUGUAUUGUCAGCUGAAGGGGAAGCGCAUAUAUUCAAGCUGGUUGACAAAUCAGUUGCCAUUGGAAUAUGUUUUGAUGAUUCCCAAAGCAUCGAGAGUGAAAUUAAUACCCAACAAUAUACCGCCUGGAAUGACGAUGCAAGUGUAAAUAGCUAUGAAAGCGGGCUUACAAUUGACAGUGCCUUUAACACCUCUUUUCAUGACAUGAGCACACAACAACACUUAUUGGAUGCAACUACACCGCCAUCAAUUCAUAUUCCAAGUGCUGGCAGCUCUACAUCCUUAGUUUCCCCUUCUUCUCCAAGCGUUUCAGAACAACAAAAUACUGUUCCUCCAUCAAGGAGUCCAUCACCACCUACUGUUUCAUUGCCUAGUCGUUUACAUGACCACCAUACACACUUAAAAUCCUUGGCUAGGAGUGAAUUUAUUACUCCAAGCGCAACAUAUAGAAUUCCAUGCAACGUAAAUUGUGCUGUAUUUUUUGACAUUGACCACGAUGGUACAAAUGAAUUAAUUUUGGGAGGAAAUAACAGAAAUUUAUUUGUAUUUAAAUUUGGAGAAAAAAUUACUUUCUACAAGGAAGUAAAUACUAGGAAUAAUCAAAUUAACAGCAUGUCACUACAUGACGGAAUGUUGAUUAUUGGAUUUGUAUCCGGUGCAUUAGGAAUUGUUCCCUCAAUAGAUACCGUGAUAAUCAUCGAGCCAAAGUAUAUUAAUUUUAAGAAUGACCCUCUAACGGUUGUAGGAAAUAUUAAAUUUGGAGAACAGGAUUGCAUUGCUAUGUGUGGGCUAAGUGGAGAAGUAAUUAUUCUAGACCCUCUUAAACAUUUUCAAAUUUCGGAAGAACUGCUUCACACCAAAGGAACUCAUAUGUUUACUUCCACCAUGAACAAAACCAAGCAAAAUUAUUAUCAGCAUUACGACUACAUUUUAAACAUCCAACAUGAAAUUCUUUCAAUAAGUGCUCACCAAUUUGUUACCACCUCCACAGAUUCUCAAGUUGUUAUUUCUUCUUGGGAUGGAAUCAUUUACAUUUUAGAUAAGGACAAAAACAUUGUGACAUACAAUUUCAAAUCACCACUUGCAAACUGCUACUGUGGAAUUUUUUCUCUCACACCACGGCACAAUAAUGAGCUGGUUUUGGUUUUAUCUACUUUUAAUGAGGACAAUUUACACAUCUACUACAAUAUUCAACUUCAAAGUAUGAAAGCAACAACCAUGUACGAUUAUUUACAAACUGAUCAGGAAUUAUGUACGCUUCUUAAAGAGUUGGCAACCACAUCAGAUUCAUCCACAAAUUACGCCUCUCUCAUUCAUUCUCUACUCUAUGGCAAUCAAUAA